AUGAAAAGUAUUGAAAUAUAUGGGUUCAUAGGAUGGAUAGCCUCUUACAUAGUGUUUUUCAUUUAUUUAGCAUGGGUAUUUUUACCAGAAUCAGCAUUACAUGUAAUUAAUUGAUAGUUACUAUAUGAAAAGUCAUUAGGAAUUCAUUAUUUUCCUUAGAAAUAUUGGGCUUUAGCAAUUCCAAGUUUUUUAGUAGCAACAAUUUUGGCAGUAAUAACUGGUUAUGCAGCAUUGAAUUAUUGUUUUUGUAACAAUUUUAAUUCUUAUGAAAAUAUUGAAGGUAUGAAUAUAAUUAAUGAUGAUUAUAGAUAAAUAUACAAGAUGGCAUAAUGUAAAGAAAACAGAACUUCAUGAAGGAUUACCAGAAGUAUAUGAUAUUCCAAUAAAUGUUGUGAAUAAUGUAUUAUAUUGGCAGAAGGAGAUGAUUGAAAAAUAUAUACCUAAACAUUAAGAUUGAAUUGGCAUA
Molecule: messenger RNA, 466 nt
Organism: Paramecium sonneborni
Lineage: Eukaryota; Ciliophora; Oligohymenophorea; Peniculida; Parameciidae
Source: the annotation of a GenBank genome assembly